This is a messenger RNA of Venustampulla echinocandica, 948 nucleotides long. RefSeq lists its product as uncharacterized. The transcript has 2 exons. The coding region runs from base 1 to 948 and encodes 315 amino acids. NCBI's taxonomy places the organism in Eukaryota, Fungi, Ascomycota, Leotiomycetes, Helotiales, Pleuroascaceae. The record is from RefSeq and is a predicted model, not a curated record.
AUGGAUUUGACACUCUUUGCUGUUACCAGAGCCGUUGAUGCGCUAGUUGGAGAAUUAUGGUCUCGGCGAGAAACCAGACGCAAAGCAGCGGGGAAAUGGACGCAGAUUGAAAACCUCGCCUCUACCUUAACAGACCCCUCAAUCUUCGCCACCUCCUGUGCUCUAAUAAUGUGGGCCUGGAUAUACACGCCGGACCGACUGCCACGCUCCUAUAACAAAUGGAUCAAAUCAGCCGCGGCGGUCGAUCAUCGGCUCCUCAUCGCCCUCCGGCGUUGUCGCUGGGGCGAAAUAAAAUACGGCGUUGAAACCGGUCAGGCGCCCUUACUCCAAGGGAUGUGCAAAGACUACAACCUGCCGUUAUCCUAUGGCGAUCCUGUACAAAGCAUCCCCUUCCCCUGCGAGCUAGUCCACAUGGCCACGGGGAAAAGCUGCGAGUAUCAUGCCCUCUCCCGCUGGUCUCGCUCCUUCAUUUGGGCAAUCUCAACAUACCUCCCCAUAAACCUCCUUCUCUUAGUGCGCCGCCCUAGCAAAGACGGAGCAAAGCGUGCCUUGAAAUCAUCCGCGCGCUCCUCUGCUUUCCUCGCGUCCUUCAUAGCACUCUUUUAUUACGGUAUCUGCAUAGCACGCACGCGCGUCGGACCAUCUCUCAUCGGCACCCAUACCUCAGCACGACAGCAAAUCGAUUCGGGGAUUUGCGUAGGAACGGGUUGUAUGUUUUGCGGGUGGAGUGUGCUAAUCGAGAAUGCCGGUCGGAGGAAGGAACUGGGAAUUUUUGUCGCCCCGAGGGCUUUGGCUACGCUUUUCCCUAGACGGUAUCUGUGGGAGAACCAGUGGAGGGAGAAUGCAGCUUUUGCGGUUAGCACGGCGGCGGUGUUCACUUAUAUUGCUGAGAACCCGGAAAGGGUUAGAGGUGUAUUUGGGAAGGUGCUCAAGAAGGUUCUAGUUUAA